UUUUUGUGAACGAUAUUAACAGUAAAACUCAACUAAACCAAUUUCGGUAUAAUUUGAACUGAACCGGUUUAAUCGAUAAGUUUCAGAGUGUUCUUUUUUUUUUUUGUCUCUAAAGCUCAGCUCCUCCCAUGGAUGCUUUUGUAGGGUUUGCAAAUUACACAGAGAGGGUUUGAAAAAGGACCGAUUGAGCUUGAGAUGAUGAAGUUGAUGAUUCGGAGAUCGAGUCCUCAAGCUUCGAAAUUUGUUCAGUCUCGUCUCCUGGAGACAGAUGUUGCUGUUGAUCUCUUCCAAGACAUGAUUGGGUCUCGUCCUCUUCCUAGUCUUGUUGAUUUCAGUAAAUUGUUUAGUGCCGUUGCCAGAACAAAGCAGUACAAUCUUGUGUUAGAUCUCUGCAAGCAAAUGGAAUUGAAGGGAAUUGCGCAUGACAACUACACUUUGAGUAUUAUGAUCAAUUGCUUCUGUCGCUGUCGUAAACUUUGUUAUGCUUUUUCUGCUUUGGGGAAGAUCAUGAAGCUUGGGUAUGAGCCUAACACAGUCAUCUUUAACACUCUAUUCAAUGGUUUAUGUCUUGAGGGUAGAGUUUCUGAAGCGGUUGAAUUAGUUGAUCGAAUGGUAGGAAUGGGACAUAAACCCACUCUCAUAACGAUUAACACUCUGGUCAAUGGCCUUUGUCUCAAAGGUAAAGUCUCUGAAGCGGUGGUUUUGAUUGAACGAAUGGUUGAAAAUGGCUUUCAACCCAACAAAGUUACCUAUGGACCGGUUCUAAAUGUAAUGUGCAAGUCCGGGAAAACUGCCCUGGCCAUGGAGUUGCUUAGAAAGAUGGAAGAAAGAAAGAUCAAGCUAGAUGCAGUCAAAUACAGUAUCAUCAUUGAUGGUCUUUGCAAAGACGGGUGCCUCGACAACGCACUCAACUUUUUCAAUGAAAUGGAAAUGAAAGGGAUCAAAGCAAAUGUUUCUACCUACAACUCUCUCAUAGGAGGCUUUUGUAAUGCUGGUAGAUGGAAUGAUGGUGCGCAGUUGCUCAAGGAUAUGAUCACAAGGAAAAUCAACCCCAACAUUGUCACUUUCAAUGCUUUAAUUGAUAGUUUUGUGAAAGAGGGAAAGCUUCGAGAGGCCGAAGAACUGCACAAGGAGAUGAUCACAAGAGGUAUAGCUCCUGACACGAUUACAUAUAGUUCCUUGAUAGAUGGGUUUUGCAAGGAGAAGCGCCUAGAUGAGGCCAACCAGAUGUUGGAUCUGAUGGUUAGCAAAGGGUGUGAUCCUGAUAUCGUGACGUUCAAUAUCCUCAUAAAUGGAUAUUGCAAGGCUAAGCAGGUUGGCGAUGGUUUGGAACUCGUCCGCAAAAUGUCGUUGAAAGGAGUGGUUGCAGAUACAAUUACUUAUAACACUCUUAUCCAAGGCUUUUGUGAGUUGGGAAAACUUGAGGUUGCCAAAGAACUCUUCCAAGAGAUGGUUUCUCGUGGCGUUCCUCCUAAUAUUGUCACUUACAAAAUUUUGCUGGAUGGGUUGUGUGACAAUGGGGAACCAGAAAAAGCAUUGGAAAUAUUUGAAAAAAUACAGAAGAGUAAGAUGGAGCUUGAUAUUGGUAUAUAUAACAUCAUCAUUCAUGGGAUGUGCAAUGCUAGUAAGGUGGAUGAUGCUUGGGAAUUAUUCUGUAGCAUCCCUCUCAAAGGAGUGAAGCCCGAUGUCAAAACAUACACUAUAAUGAUUGGGGGACUGUGUAAGAAAGGCUCACUGUUUGAAGCGGAACUGUUGUUUAGAAAAAUGGAAGAAGAUGGGCAUGCGCCAGAUGGUUGUACAUACAACAUACUCAUCAAGGCACAUCUUGGAGAUGGUGAUGCAACCAAAUCAGCUAAACUGAUCGAAGAAAUGAAGAGGUGCAGGUUCUCUGCUGAUGCUUCCACGAUAAAGAUGGUUAUCGAUAUGUUAUCGGAUGGUAGAUUGGAGAAAAGCUUUUUGGAUAUGCUUUCUUGAGUUUUUGAUUUUAUCAAUGAGAGAUAAAGCUAACCAUUUCUCGUUUAGUGUUUGAUGUAUUUGGUCUUAUUAAUCGAAUAUUUGUUCACAUAUAACCAGAUUCUGAUGUAUCCUCAUAUACAUGGCUUUUUAUUUUGUUCCGGUGUUUAGUUGAGCAUAUGCGUAUUGACAAAUGCUAGAAACCUGAUAAGCACUAAUAAAUUGCCUUGUUGAGGUUUCAGGUGA
This is a messenger RNA of Arabidopsis lyrata subsp. lyrata, 2199 nucleotides long. RefSeq names its product pentatricopeptide repeat-containing protein At1g12300, mitochondrial-like. The transcript is spliced from 2 exons. Gene Ontology annotation, molecular function: protein binding. NCBI's taxonomy places the organism in Eukaryota, Viridiplantae, Streptophyta, Magnoliopsida, Brassicales, Brassicaceae. The record is from RefSeq and is a predicted model, not a curated record. The coding region runs from base 196 to 1974 and encodes 592 amino acids.